AUGCGACAUUUCAUACUUUUUGUGGUCUUCACCACGUUUCAAGGUUAGUUGAGAUGUGAUACAGGUUCACAAGUAGAGAAAUGAAUAGAGAAUUCUAAGGUGUCAGAAAAAAUCCGGAAAAGAUUUGAAAACCUUGAAAUCCUAUUCUAAAAGACAUUGUGAAUCUGUUGAGGUUGCCUAAAAUGUUUGAAAGUGCUGUUAGAUUAGCCUUAAAGAUUACUGUAGCACUUACCUGGCAGAGUGUGAAUGGAAGUGUUGAGAGCGCGAGUAGACACACCAAAGCUAAUUGGAAUACUGGCUGUUGGCUGAAUGCGCGAAACACUGAUAAAAGUGGGCGUGGUCUGCGAGAGAGACAGGACAGACACAGAAGGCUUUUCUAGAAAAAUCCGGGCUUGCCUUUGCGCCACCGCGAGGAGGCGGGGCGUCUCAAUAAAGCUCAAGGUUGCAGUGUUUCGAAAGAAAUGGUCUGAUUGAACUUGGCCCAGGAAUAUAUGUCGUUUUAUCGAGAAAGUAUAUAGAAUGUGACUAAAAGUACCGUACCUCGUUGAUAAAUACCUUCUCCAACUCGGAAAGACAGCUUUAUUGGCCAAGAAAUCCAAUAGAGCCGGCGCAGAACACAAAAAGGAAAGAAAAGUAAUUCGGUUUGCCAACCAGACGCCCAAUGUCUGACUGAUGACGUGGGUCACAUAUUACUACGGUAGUUUUUGAACACUCAAAAGAUCCGGGAUGUUUUUGAGCAAAUACGUCACUUCGAGCCGGAGCAGGAGACGGAGUAUCUAUGGAUAUGCACUUCUAUGCAUUUUUCGCAUCGUUUUGGGGUUAGGGAAAAGAACGAGAAGAAAAUUUAGUUCUAAAAGGGUUAGCCGUUUAAGAAGGUCUUGUGACGGUUGAAAUUCAAUGUAGCAGUAAGAUUGGAAUGUAUAAAAAAAUGAAGAACGUUCUGUGCAGUCAAAUAGACUCCAGAGUUAAAUGCGCAAAACUUCAUGACCACUUGACUAGGCUCGGGGUUUUGGCUUCAAGAAACAAAUUCAAUUGUGACUAACCGCCCCGUAGAUCACAAUAAUUUCCAUAUUUACUCGGAUCUUGACAGUGAGUCAGAAGUUGGCCAGGCCUCGGAAAAUUGCUCCGGCACAAAAGUCAGGAGUUCUCUUUUUAAUCCCCAUGGGAACCAGAAUCAGUUCUUCCCGUUAUUAUCAGCUUUUUAACUUCAUUGCGUUCCGGCCUACAUUUGAUCAUUGAAUUUGAGUGAGUAAACCGACAUUCGAAAUGUCAUCGAAUCACACUGAUAAAUGUGUAAGGGCCAGAGUGCUAAACUCUAUUUCACCUGUCCCGGGUUACGGUAGUCAUGUAGGAUAUUUGAGCACGCUUCCGAGCGUGCAGAGAACAAAACAAGAACCAGGAAGAGGUGAAAGAUAGACAUUUCUGAGAAGCUCAUAAAAUUGCGAUAUUCUGGCUCGUAUCAAAUCAAAUGCGAAUAUUUUUCAUAUGUGUUGGGUUGGGUUGGGGGUGGCCAAUUCAGGAAAGCAUAUGGAAAAGUGGUUGGGAGGCCGAUUGCACAGCUUUUAUAGAAUAAAGGAGAGAAUGUGUGGAUAGACGACGGAGGUAGUAGAAAAGACGGCAGAGACGAAGGUGUGGUGGUGGGGGGGUAGUUGGACAAAUCAGUUUUUGCCUUUUUCUCCAUCCUCUCCAGUAUUUAAUCAGAAAACGAAAUAGUUAGGAGAGAGAAAACGAAUAACUUAAGUCAGCUGGUGCCCCUUUUCCCUCCAAUCCAACCCCGCUCCUUCUUUUUGAUGAUGAUGUUGGUGAGAGUGGGGGUGGGAGGUGAUUUCAGACGGUUAAUGUCCGGGUGAUUGACUGGGAAAUGAGAAAAGAAUCGAAAAGUUCUAGAAGGCGAGCGUGGGAGCGUUCACAAGUUCUCACGUGAACUUUCUGGAGGCGGGGUUGAAAAAAAUCUGGAAAAAGGGAUGACUAAUGGACUGUUCGAUCUAGUAAAAAAGGACGAGCCAUUAUUGAGCAAAAACCCUCGAGUUGCAACGUUUUUUCGCUUUCUGAUCAAAACCUAUCAGUUCUUUGAAUUGGACACUUGGAAACCUUUCUGCAAAUUUGCAAGUUAGCACAUUGACCAAAAAACUACAAACUACCCCCCACUCCACUUUCCUCUUUUGCAAGACCACAAAAAAAACCGAGCCUAGACAAUUUAAUCAGUCAGCAUGAGAAAGAGAAACUUUGGUCCGCAUGGAGAUGAACAGCUGUUCACGAAAUUGAAUCAAUUUGCAGCGGUCCGAGCUCUGUGUCCUUGCAACGGAAUCGUGGUUGAAGGCAGCGAUCAGGAGCACUGCUGGCAAAUCGAAACACGCGACUCUUCCGACUGGACAGGGGCAGACGAUGCCUGCGUGGCGGUCGGAGGACAUUUGGGACAUCUCGAUGAUAGCACUACCUUCGAAUCGAUUUUGAGUUAUGUGCAAAAGAACUCGGAUCUACCUGUAAUAACGGGAAUUGUGGCGGCAGAUCUGUAUACACCGGUUUAUGUAAUGAUGUGCCAGAACAACAACAUUUACAGCACGAUUAAUGAUACCACCGACGUUCUUUUUUCUAAUGUGAGUUAUGGUGAGGUGCAGAUUAAUCAUUCCCACGUUUAGGACCCAACGGAAAACAGUACUUGCACAUUUUUGUUAUCCAAUUCUACAGAACUGGCUUUCUACGAUUGUAACAUCACCGCCAAUGUUCUGUGUGAUAGACGUGAGACGAAAAAUCUUAUACUUCUCCUUCGAACCUCUUUUUUUUCAGCUCUGGAAAGCCAGGAUUACUGUAGCAUCAUGGCCAACUGCUCGUCAACCACAACAUCCGCCUACUCAACCACAACAAGCGGAGUAUCCAAUGUCUCGGCACAAACCAAUUCGUCAUCGUCGGCCGGGACAGGUGGAAGCACAAGCUCUCUUGUGACAUUAACAAGUGGAGCGCUUUCCUCGACCACUGAGGGAUCAGCAUCAGCGUGUACUUGUCCGAGUACUGACACGACUACAGUAGUCAGUUCCUCGAGUAGCGGAGCGUGUUCCGAACAGGAUGGAUGUCUCAAGCAUCAGUGGAAGAUCAUCGGAAUGUGCGUGGAUUGGAGGGCCAUCCUGAUCAUGCUUGCUAUCGGAUUGCUGUGUUUCCUUUGCUGUUGCAUCUGUCACUUUUGCCUGCACGCCUGUAUGUUCUGUACUCCGAGGCCUCGUCGUGAAAAAGAGUGAGUAUUCCAUUGCUGAUUAAUCCUGUUGUUCUCUUUUCAUGCUCGUCAUCAGAGACCCGGUUCUGCCGAGUCGCUCCGUAAUUGCUCCGAUUCCUUUGGCGCCAAAGCAACAGGUGAAUUAUGAUGUGGAGAAGUCGGACGUGAUCGUUUUGCCGCCAACCGCUAUUCAGCCAGAGCCAGGUUUUCAAGGGCGAGGGGUUGAGAAAAAGUGAAUGAUGUUUUUUGAAGUGAUCAUCACGGUACCGGAAAAGCAUGAAUCGGUGUACGGGUUCCAUACGAAGGAGAUCAUCCACAUGAUGCCGGAAAGACCGAUGACGAGAGAAAUUGGUAAGAAAACUCGGGAUUUCAAUUGUUUCAAUGAGGUUUGGUGAUUCUAUUAUUUUUCGAUUUACUUCCGGUUUCGAAGAAAAUUCUUUGAACUCGGGUCGGUAUAAGUUAGCAUAAGCUUUUUGUAUGUACACACAUUACAAUCAGUGGACUCUGUGAGGAGUUUGACCGUACUUUGGCUCAUGAUUACGUUUGUUUAGGUACCAUGACGGAUCCAUUACAACCCGAAAUCCCUGCCAUUACGGCUGCUCCUGCUCCUGUUAUCAAACGCAAGAAGGCAAUUAAGAAGCCAAAGAAAAUGUUCAUCCCGGCCACCGCGGAGCCCAUGGACUCCAUUGAAGAAGACGCGGCCGCUGAAAUUGCCAUUGACAUGCCGCAAAGUCCUGGCGCUCGUUCGGUUGCCCCUCUUGGCGAUGCUCCGGACAUGAUCCCUCUGAAUUUCUCCCGCAAUCCAAAACCCAUGAUGCCGGAAGGAAAGAUUCCUCAUGAUGAGAUCCAGGUUCCCCCGCGCCGUGAUGAGAACGGAAGACCGGGUGCAAUGAGAAUGGGGCAACGCACACCUGAAGAAAAGAAGAAGCCUGAUGAUUUUGAUCCAAGUGGAUUAAGGUAUAGACUAUUCCAAGAAUCCCUUGCAAUUAUUAAGGACAUUUAAAGAUCACCACCACUUCCCACGAAAGGAGCCUCGCCACCGAAGAGGAUGACGUAAGAUGACGGCGCAUGUGUUAGAAAAUUCUGGCAUUUGUUUUGCAGAUUCUCCCCGAUCGCUGAUGAGUCUGAUGAGGAAACCGGAGCAAGAAUUCCGUCACCCCCUCGUGAGCGGAAGUCGGCUGGGUAAUCGGCAUUCUGACGAAAUUCUUUUUAGUCUCCUGUUGUUUUUUUUCAGACCUAAAAACAACGGCGGUCUGGCGAGCCCAAAUCCUGGUCCAGAAUUGAAUCGUGGUGCUAUGGAUCCAAAGCCAACCAUGAAAAACAGGUGCGUUAGAGGUUGGAAGAGAAAUGAGCUUUGUCGAGUGUCUCCUUUACACAUGUUUAUCUAACUUUCUUUUGUCUUAAGACUAUGAAAAAUUUAGUAGCCAGUUGAAAAAAAGGUGGUUUUGCAGGCGUCUCAACGAAAUGGCUUCGCCGACUCCCGGAGCGAAUCCACCUGCUGCCAAAUCACCGAUUUCUGGCGGAGCUCCUGCUUCAAAUAAUCCGUUUGCCAGUCUAGGGGGACCGUCCCCGGCUCCUGCCGCUGGAGCUGCCGGAGGAAUGCCCAAUGAUGAUGUGGGAAUGAGAGCUGCAAGAGGAAGACUUGGAGGGGUAUGGUAGUUAUUGUGAUAGACCUACAAACAUGAUACGAAAUUGGAAGAUAAAAUUCGGAGCGUAUGCAAAUUGAAAAUUGAAGGCCGGAAGUCUAAGGCUGGGCAAUUGACCGACCGGGGUUUUUCUAGAAAACCUUCGGGAGCAUUUGCAGUAUUCUGAUCGAGUCCAAACUUUUCAGGCUUAUUGGACUUGGAUUAAAGUAUGUUUAGUCUGAGUUUCAGACCGAUCGAAUUACUUGGUCCAUAAAUAGUGAUUUAUGGCUGACAAAGCCGACCCCAAUUCCCUUUUUUUCAAGUUUGAAACCAAUAAAAUCGACUAUUUCAAGUCUCAUCAAAAAUGUUUUAUUUCAGGCAGUCCGAGGUGGCGGCGGUGGCGGAGAAGCCCCAACCGGCUGGAAACCCUGGGCAAAAGGUGGUGCACGUCGCUAA
Messenger RNA from Caenorhabditis sp. 36 PRJEB53466, 5289 nucleotides. The record is from the annotation of a GenBank genome assembly. NCBI's taxonomy places the organism in Eukaryota, Metazoa, Nematoda, Chromadorea, Rhabditida, Rhabditidae.